This is a messenger RNA of Bursaphelenchus okinawaensis, 1169 nucleotides long. Lineage: Eukaryota; Metazoa; Nematoda; Chromadorea; Rhabditida; Aphelenchoididae. The record is from the annotation of a GenBank genome assembly.
AUGAGUAACAACAGAAAGAAGGCGCUGUUGAAGAUCAUCAUCCUCGGCGACACCGGCGUCGGUAAAACGUCGUUGAUGAACCAGUAUGUGAACAACAGAUUCAGCUCACAAUACAAAGCCACCAUUGGAGCUGACUUCUUGACCAAGGAUAUUCACAUUGAUGGCAGAACGGUGACUGUUCAGGUAAGGGGUUUUUGUUUUUUUGUGAUUUUAGGUAGGUGGAAGAGACGGAAAAGGUAGAGAAGAAGCUUUCAUAGUGUGAGAAAGUUAAGAUUAUGGUUUUAUGGGACUUUUUAUACCUAAAAUAAGCCGUUUCGAACUUUUCUAGUACAUGAAAUUCAUAAAUAAUAUCAAAAACAAUAUUGGCUUUUCAGAUCUGGGACACCGCAGGCCAAGAGCGCUUCCAAUCGUUGGGUGUAGCCUUCUACAGAGGGGCGGAUUGUUGUGUUUUAACCUACGAUAUUACGAAUUCAAAUUCUUUCAAAUCUCUGGAAACCUGGAGAGACGAGUUUCUAGUCCAAGCAUCGCCGCGUGAUCCAGAAAACUUCCCAUUUGUUCUUUUGGGUAACAAAUUGGAUCAAGAACCGAGAAGAGCUGUCACAACGAGACGAGCCGAAACUUGGUGUCAGAACAAGGGUGGAAUACCUUAUUUUGAGGUAAGGGGGUUUUGUUGAGGAAGGAGAUGUAGAAAUUUGUUUUUCUUAUUUUUGGAAAGGUCUUUUCUUGUUUUAUGAUAACAGAGUUUUUUGGAUGAAAAAAUUGAGUUUUUUUUUGGUUUGGAAAGUCUUGUCGUCAUUUUGUAGAGGUUUGUAUGGUCAAAAACGACAAGGCAUUUUUGAAAUUUUAAAUUUUUUUGAAAAUUAUUUGGUUGCUCAAAUAAUUCUGCGCUAUCUAACUCAAUAAUUUACUUUGAGAGAGGGCACGGAAUUAUUUGAACAACCCAACUUAAAAAUUUGAAUAAGUCACCUUAAAAUGAUAACAAAAUUAAAAAAUAUUUUCAGGUAUCAGCGAAGGAAGGGUCGAACAUCGAAGAAGCCUUCCAGUCCAUUGCUCGUGCCGCCUUAGCUCGCGACUCGCAGGACUCACUACACGACUAUCCCGACUUCCCUGACCAGAUCCGAAUCAGCCCGUCGGAUCGGAACCGUGACAGCGGCGGUUGCAACUGUUAA